AUGGAUGCAAACAACUCAGCUUCUAGAAGAUUGAGGAGAAAAAUAUUGAUGAGAGCCAAGUCAUCCAAACAAAACAUUAAUAUCUUAGGUAUUAAUAAUGAAAAUGGUACGCCACACAUACAUACAAGUAGACGUGGUGUUUCAACCACUGGACAAAACUUUGUUGCAAGAACUCCAUUGUCUGAGUUAACCAUUGCAACAAAUGGAACAACUCAUAUUAAUUCCAUUGCCACAACAUCAAUUGACAUACAAUCAGCCACGUUGAACAACAACAAACGUAAGAAUCCUACUUAUUUCACUGCAACCUCUUGUGACCAUACAGUUGAUGCAGCAAGUACAAGUACAAGUGGUCAAAUGACUACUUUCCAUUGUGAAAUGUUUGCACUUGCUGAAACACAAGAAAUAAUAGACUUUGGAGAUCCCUCUUAUACAUGCUCUGGAUGUGGUGCUCCAAUGUGGUAUGAGGAGCGAGCUGAGAAAAGUGUUAAUAGCAACCUACCUAAGUUUUCACUUUGUUGUAUGAAAGGAUUAGUACAAAUUCCAUACUUAAAAAGGCCUCCGGAGUUGCUAAUGAGCUUAAUACAUGGACAAGAUCCAAGGAGUAAACAUUUUAAAGAAAAUAUUCGAGCAUAUAAUAGUAUGUUUUGUUUCACCUCUAUUGGGGGAAAGAUCCAAUCAAACUCGAGUAGGGGUGGAGGACCACCACAAUUUAUUCUUAGUGGACAAAAUUUCCACAAAAUUGGCAGUCUAAUUCCAGAGGAAGAAACAACUCCAAAAUUUGCCCAAUUAUAUAUUUAUGACACAGUGAAUGAGAUAUCUAACAGAUUUAAUCAUUUUAGAUCAAAUGAACAACACAAAGAUCUAGACAAAACAUUAGUUGAAGACUUCAAGAGAAUGGUGGAUGAACACAAUGUCUUAGCUAAGUCUUUUAGGAAAGUCCGUGACCACCUACAACACAAUAGCACAUCUAAUGUGUGCCUAAGGUUGUUUCGAAACAGAACAAAGGAUCCAAGAACACAUAAUAUGCCAUCAUGUGAUGAGGUUGCUGCUUUAAUAGUUGGUGAUUUGGACAACCUUGAUCCUGGUCGAGACAUUAUUGUUAGAAAGACAUCCGGGUACUUGGAGAAAAUAAAAGAGACUCAUGCUUCGUUCUUACCCCAUCAAUAUCCAUUGUUGUUUCCAUUUGGUGAGGACCAGUAUCAAGAAAACUUUCCUAUUAGAGAGAGUGUUAUGAAGGAAGGAAAACGAAAGAGGAUACGCGUUACAUUGAGAGACUUUAUUGCAUUCUGCAUACAAGAGAGAGAUUUCGAACAUGGCAUUAUUGUAAAUGCUGGCAGGCUAUUUCAACAGUUUGUUGUUGAUUGUUUCUCUAUGAUAGAGUCGCAAAGGUUACACUGGAUACGAAUGAACCAAUCGACAAUUAGAUGCGACAUAUUAAGUGGUUUACAAGAAGCAAUUCAUAGCGGAGAAACCCAUACAUUUGCAGUUGGAAAACGUGUAGUAUUGCCAGCAUCUUUUACCGGAGGUCCACGAUACAUGUUUAAUAACUGUCAAGAUGCAAUGGCGAUUUGCAAAAAGUUUGGGUAUCCUGAUUUGUUUAUCACCAUAACGUGCAAUGCUAAUUGGCAAGAAAUAAAAAACUUUGUUUCUAUUAGAGGCCUUAAAGCAACUGAUCGUCCAGAUAUCGUUUGUAGAGUAUUUAAGGCAAAGCUUGAUCACAUGAUGAGUGAUUUUAAAAAAGAAAAAAUAUUUGGUGAAAUUGUUGCAGGGACAUAUACCAUAGAGUUUCAGAAGAGGGGAUUGCCACACGCACACAUUUUGUUAUGGCAUGGAGGUUCAAAUUCAUUAAAGACAUGUAAUGACAUCGACAAGUUCAUUUCAGCAAAACUACCUGAUUGUAAUUUAUAUCCAAAACUUGCAAAUGUUGUUUCAAGUUUCAUGCUACAUGGUCCAUGUGGAUCUUCCAAUCCAAAAUCUCCGUGCAUGAAAGAUGGCAAGUGCUCAAAGUAUUUUCCAAAGGAUUACCAACCUUCAACUAUAGUUGACGAUGAAGGUUAUCCAAAGUACAAGCGACGAGAUACUGGUUUGUCUGUUUUGAAAAAAGAAAUUAGUUUGGACAAUAGGUUUGUAGUUCCAUAUAAUCCACAUUUGUUGAUGAAAUAUCAAGCACAUGUCAAUGUUGAGUAUUGCAACAAGGGAAACUCAAUAAAGUAUUUGUUUAAGUAUGUUAAUAAAGGACCAGAUAGAGCCACAAUAGAGAUUUCAAACCGAACAGAAAAUGGCCAGGUACUUGAUGAGAUAAAACAAUACUAUGAGUGCAGGUAUUUGGCCCCGUGUGAGGCUGUUUGGAGAACUUUUGAGUAUGACAUCCAUCAAAGGUGGCCUCCUGUUAUAAGGCUUUCAUUUCACCUUGAAAAUGAGCAAUCUGUAAUGUAUUCAGAAAAUUAUUCAAUUCAAUCUGUUGUGGCGCGUAAUGAAGAACUUGACACAAUGUUUUUGGCUUGGUUUGAGGCAAACAAAAAGUAUCCUGAAGGAAGAGAAUUGACUUAUGCUGAAUUUCCUACAAGGUUUGUUUAUAUAAAAAAUAGCAAAACAUGGCAGCCCAGAAAGCAAGGUAAUUCAAUUGGAAGACUUACUUAUAUUCCCCCAGGAGGUGGGGAUGUUUAUUUUUUGAGACUCCUAUUGACAAUACAAAAAGGGUGCACAAGUUACAAUGAUAUUAAGAGAGUGGAUGGCACAACACAUAAAACCUUUAAGGAAGCGUGUUUUGCACUUGGGUUGCUGCAAGAUGACAAUGAAUUUGUGUAUGCUAUUACUGAAGCAAGUCAGUUGGCCUCUGGACAUCAAUUGAGGAGAUUAUUUGUUAUAUUAUUGUUCAUGAAUUCAAUGACAAAUCCUUUUGUUGUUUGGGAAGCUACAUGGAAACUUUUAUGUGAUGGAAUUUUAUACGAAAAAAGGAAAAUGUUAAACAACCCAGGCCUUCAAAUAAGUGAUGAUGAGUUAAAAAAUAUUUGUUUGGUUGAGUUGGACAAACUACUUUUCAUGAGUGGUAAAUCUCUUAAAAGUUUUAAGACCAUGCCAUGCCCUACCCAUUCAAAUAUGAAUCAAUUUGAAAAUAGGUUCUUGGCUGAUGAAUUAAACUAUCACAAAGAUGAGUUAGCUGACCACAUCUCAUUAUUGUCAUCCUUAACCGCAGAACAAAGGUCAGUGUAUGAUCAAAUUAUUGCUUCUGUGAUGACUAAUUCGGGAGGGUUUUACUUCUUAUAUGGAUAUGGAGGCACAGGACAAACAUUUAUCUGGAGAACUUUAUCAGCUGCACUGAGAUCCCAAGGUUCAAUUGUUUUAAAUAUUGCCUCCAGUGGGAUUGCAACUUUAUUAUUACCUGGAGGAAAAACAGCUCAUUCCGCAUUAAAGAUUCAUUUGGUUACAACCGAAACAUCUACAUGUGACAUCAAACAACACACUGAUAGAGCUAAUCUGAUCAUACAUUCUAAGCUUAUUAUAUGGGAUGAAGCUCCAAUGCUAAAUAAAUUAUGUGUUGAAGCUGUAGAUCGUACUUUUAGAGAUAUCAUGAGGACUGUAGAUGAGGCUAACCUACAUAAACCAUUUGGUGGGAAGGUAGUUGUUUUUGGAGGUGAUUUUAGACAAAUAUUACCUGUUGUUAGAAAAGGUUGUAGGCAUGAUAUAGUGGCAGCUUCAAUAAACUCAUCUGAAUUAUGGAAAUACUGCAAGGUUUUGACAUUAUCAAGAAACAUGCGCUUAGCAUCUGCAGAACCCAAUGCAUAUACUAAUGACAUUAAAGAUUUUGCAGAUUGGAUGCUUGAUAUUGGAAACGGUAAACAUGACUCAAAUGAGUUAGGAGAGAGUAUUAUUAAUAUUCCUGAAGACUUAUUGGUAACAAAUUCCCAAAAUCCUCUAUUAUCUCUGUUUGAAUUGACAUAUUCACUGCUUUUACAGAACAUAAACAAUUUGAAAUACUAUGAAGAGAAGGAAAUACUUGCUCCGACUCAUGAUACUGUAGAUAUCGUUAAUGAUUAUAUUUUAUCAUUAAUUCCAGAUGAGGAAAAGGAAUACAUUAGUUCAGACUCAACUGUCCUUUCUGAUGAAAAUUGUGCUGUGCAGGGAGAUUGGUUCACACCAGAAUUUUUGAAUGACAUGAAAUGUUCUGGAAUUCCAAAUCACCGAUUAAGAUUAAAGAUUGGUGUUCCAGUCAUGCUUUUGAGGAACAUUGAUCAAGCUAAUGGACUAUGUAAUGGAACAAGGUUGCUCAUAAAUGAAUUGUGUACAAAUAUUAUUGGAGCAACUGUGAUCACGGGAAAAAACAUCGGUGAUAAGAUUUAUAUACCAAGGAUGAAUUUGGUUCCAUUUGAUCCAGCUUUCCCAUUUAAAUUCCAGAGAAGACAAUUUCCAUUGUCGUUGUGUUUUGCAAUAACCAUAAAUAAGAGUCAAGGUCAAUCUCUUUCUCAAGUUGGUUUGUAUUUAAAGCGACCUGUAUUUACUCAUGGUCAAUUCUAUGUGGCUAUUUCACGAGUAAAGUCUAGGGAAGGAUUGAAGAUUGUUAUUUUAGAUGAAGAAGGAAAACUAUGUACCGACACCAAAAAUGUUGUGUACAAAGAAAUUUUCAAUAAUUUGUAAACAUGUAUACGACAUUCUUUUUACGGUUAUAUUUGUUUAUUGUAAGUUAUUUUUUGUAUGGA
Molecule: messenger RNA, 4697 nt
Organism: Cicer arietinum (chickpea)
Lineage: Eukaryota; Viridiplantae; Streptophyta; Magnoliopsida; Fabales; Fabaceae
Source: RefSeq, a predicted model, not a curated record